CUUGUGAUAGUGAGACCUCCCUCUUGAUUCAGAACCAAAGAAUGAGACAGGUUGUGCAAAAAGCAAACACACUCAGAUCCUGUUCUGACCCUGCCACACACAACACUCACACUGGUCACGUCACCAAGAAACUUCUUUCACUUUUGACUUGUCUUGUGAUCACAGCUGCACUUCCCGUGAGAGAAUGAAGCUUCAUUCAGCAGUUUAGAUUUUAAUUCUGGCUUCUGCUUCAUAGUUCAUGUCUGUCCUCCAGUAUUUCGGGUGCUGCUGUGCAGCUGGCAGUGAGGAAGAGAGCACCCCUUUUGCACGAGAAACAAGAAGCCAAAAGGCAAUCAAAACUUUUAACAAAGGUGACAAAUUAGUUAUGAAGCAUGUUAAUGUGCCAAGUAUCGAUAACCAGUUUGCAGAGAUUGGUAAUCUCUACAAUGAUCAAGUGGAGCACCAUGAGACCAUGACCCACUGUAUCUCUGAUCUGGCAAAUAUCAGUCACUCGUCUACCGACCUUGUCACCUGUAUACAGAGGCUGCAAGAAAAAUAUUAUGACUAUGAUCUUAAGGUUCUGAUGGAAGGGUACAAUUUCUCUCUUCUGGUGAAAACAGAAAAUGAAGUUCCAGAAGACUUAAAUCAAGCACAAGAGAUAAUUAAAAAGUUGAGUCGAGCAUCCAAGCUUCUCAUCAGUAACCAAACCAGACUGGGGCAGAUGAUGUUCACAGUUCUACAGUUACAAAAUAAGGUUGAUAUGAAAAGCAGUAUAACUGAGGCCAACACUGUUUACUUGGACCAAGUUCGUCUAAAUGAAAACCUGGAAGAGAAUCUACAAAAAACAGACAAAGCCAGACAACUGUCUAAAGAAUAUGAAGAAGAAGCCAAUAAAGUUAUUAGAGAAUUAGCUAAGAUUUCUGGAGCUGCAUUUUGAAAUAGUCAAUCCUCUUUCCUUGACCAUGAUUUUGCAAGAUAUAACAACAAACUAUAACAAAUAACCACAAACAUAGCAACUUAUAACAUUUAGAUGGUUUUACAAGACAGAGAACUCUAUUUGGUGCAGUAUGUGAAAGUAAACCAGUGUAUGUUGCGCAUCAAUAAAAGAAACCACAACAUUGGGAACUUAUAGUGAUAUCCUUAUAGUGAUAUAGUGAUAUCACUUAUAAAAUAUGAGCCUGCUCAAAUAUAGUAGAUGCAAUGCCACUGGUUUUAAUAAUAUCGAAAAACUGUCAUCAACAAUUUCAAGCUUGUGUUUGUAUCACAUUUUGCUCUGAGAUUAGGUACAACACUUCUAAGCACUAAAUAUGACUAAUGAAAAUGACUAUAUAUUAUAUAACUAAUAAUGGGCCAGAUUCAAUUCAGUGAAAACAUGAAAACUCAUGGACGAGAUUCAAUUUGACAUUCAAUUUAAUUUAGAAAGAAAUGAUCCCACAGUUUAUCAUGUGAAAACUCUAAAAAAAAUAGAAUUGAAUUAGGAGAAAAAUUGAUCCUCCUCCUUGAGUUCAUGUGAUAAACCAUGAGAACUUUUUCUCGCUAAAUUGAAUCUGGGCCAAUGUCUGCAUCCAAAAAUGUUGUCCAGAGCAAAUGGUUGAGCAUCUAACAUUUUAUACAAUAAGCAGCCCUUACACAAAGUUUCUUUUACCCAUGCCUACGACCAUGAUGGUCUCUUAUAUUAUAUCUUAUAAUUAUAUUACUAAAAGUUACAAGUUAAUAAUCUGGCCUUACAAGGUAUGCCAGACAAUGGGUCACAUUGAGCUUAUCUGGCCAUCCUGUCCCAGAGAAAAGAGCCAUAUAUAUAUUAAGUCAUAUUAGAGUUAAGACCACUGUGCCUGAUGGGAUUUUUCAGUUUUCCCAAUAAUGAUUUAAGGAAGCCCCUGUUGGAUAUCACUUGAUGGAGCCAUUUAUACAGAGCUUCAGUAUCAUCAAGGUGUAGUACAUUCAAUUAUUUUAUGUAUUGUACCAAAAUCCUCAGAUGCAUGAUCACACUGUAGAAAACAGCAAACAAAAUAGAAACCAUUUUCCAGCUAUAGGGUACAUUGCUGUAGGCAACGAUCAAGGGAGCUGGAAAAAGUGUUUUGUUAAUAAAGGUACAUUAGCAUGACAGAUUCUGACCUCAAGUUUAGACUUUUACAAAACAUUUACAAAUGAUGCUGGUCAGGGAAUAGUCAAUCGAUGGUUUAAAAAUGUCAGUGACUGUAUUAAGGCACUAACAGGCCAUCAGAAACCCAUUUAUAUGUUUAGAGAGCAAUACAAAUGUGGGGAUCAUUGUGACUUUACAAAGAGCCUGAGCUUGAGGUUGCUGGAAUCACUUGGUGCUCUGUGAAGAAGGAGCAAAAGUCUCUGGAUGCUGCUGCAAAGUUGAAUGCAAUUAAUGUUGAUGAAGAGUGUGGUACUUUAUAAUGCUAAGUUAGGUAUAAUAUCAUGUUUUGUCAUAUGUCUGAUAAAGGGGAGGGUUGUAUCCUGUUCAACAAUCUUCUCAAUUUGCUGUUUGUCCUGUAUUUAGCUGCUA
Molecule: messenger RNA, 2491 nt
Organism: Xenopus laevis (African clawed frog)
Lineage: Eukaryota; Metazoa; Chordata; Amphibia; Anura; Pipidae
Exons: 4
Coding region: 239-916 (225 amino acids)
Source: RefSeq, a predicted model, not a curated record